UCAACAACGGACGUUAGCUUCAUCAGCUAAUUGUAUGUGGAUAAACUAGCUUGCGUUUACCCAUUUCAAGCCAUUUCUUGUGAUAAUGGAAGCUAACCCUCGUGUUUUGGGAACAACAUCCAUCAUAAUUCCCCUUGCCUUACCCAAAGGAACGAAGAAGUUGUGUGAACUUUGUGAAGGAGAAGCGCGCCUGCAAUGCACCGAGUGUCGGGUCACCUUCUACUGUGGUGCAGAGCACCAGCAGGCUGACUGGGUGGGGAUCCACGAGAGAAUCUGUCAGUUGCUUGUUAGAAUUCGCAGGCCGACACUCACAACGUGUCUUGAAAAGGUGAAGAUGAUUGAGAUUUGCAGGUUGGUGGCUCAGAGCAAGCUGUCUGAGGGGAAACACCAGGAAGCUCUGCCUGCCGCCCAGUUCUGCCUGCACUGUUCCAUAGACGUCCAUGGCCCCAGAACUGUCCACAUAUUCCCAGCCUACCUGCUGCUGGCUGAGGUUAACAUGGGUCUGGGUAAUCUACCCCGGGUGGCGGAGCUUCUGUCCCAGGCAGAGUGGGCGGUGUUGAAGAGCCCAGAACACGCAGUCCACCACCGGCUGCACCGGAGCCUUGGUCGCCUCCACACAGUGACUGGGAACCUGGAGGCAGCUCUGUUUCACUUUGCAAAUGAUAUAUACUUUGCCAGUGAGGAGUUUGGUCUGGAUAGCACAGUCACUCGUGGUGGCUACUUUCUCAUGGCUGAUGUGUAUGCCAAACUCGGGCAGAUUGCCAUUGCUCGAUCUUUGUACUCUGAGGUGGCACGGACUUGGAACUGCCAUCUGACCAAACUCUUCGAGAGCCACGUCCAAAAUCCUGACAUAUUGUUGGAGCCCUGUCAUGACGAAGCCCAGCGUGGUGAAGUGAACGAGAUGUUACAAACCAUGUUGGACUUUGGGCAGAAUGACUCCAGAAAAGACAUUGGCAGAUUGCACUUGGUGACUCACUGCCUGGCCAUGCUGUGGUUCCUGGGAGGCGACUCCCUGAAGGCACUGGGAUUUGGCAGCACUGCCCUGCAGGCCAGCCAGCUGAUACCAAACCAUGACCUGACAGAGCCCAUCCAGUGCCUGCUGCAGCUGGUGCAGACUUCUGACUAGUCACCAUACCUGCCCUGCAGAUCCCUCUGCUUGGAGAUCUGCUGCACCGGGACAUCUGUUCAGCCCUACACUGAUUCACCCAUGUCAAUGUAGAAACCACUGAAUUGGUAACAAAUAGAAAAGUUUAUGAGUACAGAGCUUAUGAUGUCAUUUUGGGUUUAUCCAGAUGCUGUGAAUUGGUAUUGCAAGCGGAAAAUGAAAAACAAUGGGGGGA
Molecule: messenger RNA, 1340 nt
Organism: Cottoperca gobio
Lineage: Eukaryota; Metazoa; Chordata; Actinopteri; Perciformes; Bovichtidae
Gene: zmynd12
Product: zinc finger, MYND-type containing 12
Molecular function (GO): protein binding
Source: RefSeq, a predicted model, not a curated record